AUGGAUGAUGAGAUAAGAGGACUGAGAUGUGUUCGUGAGGAAGAAGGGAUUCCAGAUUUGGAAGAAGAUGAUGAACCUAAUCAGCCUGUGAGGUUUCAGAGUCAUAAUACUCCCAAACGAACAAUUGAGGUGCCUAGAGCUGAAACUACAAGGAAUGUUGUUGUUGAAGAGGGGAAGAAUGUAGUUAAUGUUGCAAAAAAAGAGACGCCAGGUUUCACUGUGUAUGUGAACAUGAGACCAACGAGCAUGGCUGAGGUGAUCAAAGAUCUUGAAGAUCAGUUCACAACCAUUUGUGAUGUGGCUAAGGAAGUCUCGGGGCUUUUGGAAGCAAGUAGAGCUCAGUACGCACCAUCCUCUAGAGAUCAUAGUGCCAUGAAAAAGCUGAAUCCAGUAGCUUUGUUUCGCUCGGGCUCAUCAAGAUCUUCCUCUUCAAGAUUCUUGCUUACUUCUUCUUCUGGUGGUUCAAAGGAUAGUGGCUCUGAAAGUAGAAGCGAUGCUUCAGAUGAACCUUGCAUGGUUUCAGAGAAGAAACUCUACGAUGAAGUUAAGUCUGGAGAACGUGUUAGAAGAGCAUACGAGAAGAAAUGCAUGCAGCUGAGGAAUCAAGAUGUCAAAGGAGAUGAUCCUUUUGCAGUUGAUAAAACAAGAGCUACGAUCAGAGACCUAGACACACAGAUAAAGGUCUCUAUACACUUCAUUGAAUUUAUCUCGAAAAGGAUUGAGACUCUUCGUGACCAAGAAUUGUUUCCUCAGCUUCUCGAGCUUGUUCAAGGAUUAACAAGGAUGUGGCAAGUGAUGGCAGAGAGUCAUCAGAUUCAGAGACGAACACUGGAUGAAGCGAAGAUGUUGCUUGCAGGGACACCAGUUUCAAAGCAUCACAAGAAGAGACAACAGCCUCCAAUAAUGCCAGAGUCCAAUAAUUCACAAAUAUUAGCUCAAUGUGCUUUGAAUAUUGAAGCUCGGCUUCAAAACUGGAGAGCCUAUUUCGAGUUCUGGAUCACAUCUAAAAGAUCCUAUAUGACAGCAUUGUCUGGUUGGCUUCUCAGAUGUCUCAGAUAUGAUCCUGACACUGAGAAAGUUAAGGAAGAUCCAAACUGGAGCGGAAGCGGGUCAAGAAGAUAUUCCGGGCCAGAGAGCUUGGACCUUGUGUUGGCUGAUAGAGUGGAAGAAGAUGUUGUGAUGACUGUUGAGAAACUUGCAGAGGUUGCUGUUAAAGUUCUCUGCCAUGGAAUGUAUGUUGCAGUUAGUUCACUAGCUGAGUUUUCCAUCAACUCGGCUGAUGAACACUCAAAGCUUGUUAACCAACCAGAGGACGCUGCUGCUGAUGCUACCAUGUCAGGGAAACGUCCAGAUGUAAAUUCCAAUUCCUAA
Messenger RNA from Eruca vesicaria subsp. sativa (arugula), 1371 nucleotides. Lineage: Eukaryota; Viridiplantae; Streptophyta; Magnoliopsida; Brassicales; Brassicaceae. The record is from the annotation of a GenBank genome assembly.